CAAAUUCACCCCCUUUCUCUCUCUUUAUUUAUCAUCGUCUUCCAAUUGGGUAAUCAACCGAGCCACUGAUUCGCAAGCGGAGAGAAGGAAGAGCUGCGAUUCAACAGUUGAUCGAAGAAGAAGAAGAAGAAGAAGAUGGGUGGAGGAAUGGAAACCAACAAGAACAAGUUCAUUGAGGAUUGGGGUUCCGCAAGGGAGAAUCUUGAGCUCAACUUCAGGUGGACUCGUCGGAAUUUCGCCAUCAUUGGCAUCUUCGGCAUCGCCGUUCCCAUCCUCGUCUAUAAGGGCAUCGUCAGAGAUUUCCACAUGCAAGAUGAGGAUGCAGGAAGACCUCACAGGAAGUUCAUUUGAUCACUUCAGGUUCAAAUAACUUCUGUAAAAGUCGACAUCCAGAAACCGGUGUGUGGUGCCAUUUUGUUUUGAUAAUUUGGCUGAGAUUGAAAACUCUUGACUCACUUUCAGCUUUGUUUACAGCUUUUGAUGAUUGUGCCUUUUUUAAACAUCAAUAAGUAGACAGCUUGAUGACUGUUGUGUUUGUUCUUAUUAAUGUUGAGAAAUAUUUGAGUUGUCUAAUUUAUCAAUCUGUUCCUUGUUCUUCAUAA
This is a messenger RNA of Impatiens glandulifera, 602 nucleotides long. RefSeq lists its product as uncharacterized. The transcript has 2 exons. NCBI's taxonomy places the organism in Eukaryota, Viridiplantae, Streptophyta, Magnoliopsida, Ericales, Balsaminaceae. Bases 136 to 351 code for a protein of 71 amino acids. The record is from RefSeq and is a predicted model, not a curated record.